UAUAGUUAUGAGGUCGUUUGCCGCAGUUCUAACUUCUGCACAUCACCACCAACAAAUAAGUGUUCAAAUCACUAUUCAUGCCUUGAAAUCGUUUCGAAUUAAUGAAUCAUAAUUAUUGUUACGGGAAUAUAAUAGUGUUCUUGCAGUGAUUAGCUUGCCCAUUUAAGUCAAUUUAGUGUUUGCGUGCAAAAUUGCUUCCCAACUGCGAGCGCGAAGAAGGCACCUUUUCUUCACAUCUCUCAAAGAUGACUCCGCACACCAUCCACAACACAGAAGAACCAAUCACGGCACACGCAGCACAUUGGGGGAGCGCGCGCGCAAGGGACUUUCAUCUUCUCCAUACACCGCGUAUCGCGCCGAUGCGAUGGUUCGCCACUUACCUACAUGGUCGGUGUGGUAAUGUUGCUACUCUUCUGCGUCGUCAUCCAGGUAUUCCUGUUCACUAUAGGUACCUAUACAACCCCGGUCUUCGGUCGUCGCCCGUCGUCGUCGUGUGGAAGAGGAGAGCCAAAAGAACACCAGCAACAACAGAAGCAACAGGGCAGCGCCCCCCGGUCCGUGUCGAUCGCCGGCCGCACCAAAUGGACUGGAUUAAGUUCGAUGUUUAUUUUGCUUUCUAUGGCUUUCAGUCUGCGGCAAGAUUCUGGCUAGAAUGGAUACCUGGUCCCGGUCCAGCUGGAGCGGCGGUCGUCCGGAGUCGGUUUAGUUUUCGCGGUGCGGCGGUUUCCUGUCGAAGGUGCGUGCGGGCGCGUGUGAUUACGGAUUGCUGAUUGCGUGAGAUCGGGGUCCUGGGAAGUAGAUCCUGGCAGUGAUAUGGUUUGAUAGAAUCAUUAUGUGAUUGGUAGUGUAGGAAUCCUCCGAGAAGAAUUUCAAGAUAAUCAAGUGCCAUGAUCGUGCCGCAUAGUUUUUCGAAUUUAUCCUUUGGUGAUGUUUGUGCAUUUAGUUUUUAGAAAAAUAAGUUCCCGUCAGUUACAAAGUAACACGCGAAGAAUCCCGCCCGAGAAGAAAUGGAUGUCUAUCAGCUUGACUCCCCCACAGAUGGGCUCAGCUCAAGCCUAGUGAAGUUAGACGAAGGCCUCGCGGAUAUGAGUUUCGAUGCCGGUUCGGAGUUUAAUUUGCACUUUUUCGACACCCCCGAGGAUUCCAACACGCAAAGUGGAUUGAGUGAUCACGACGAAUCGGUCGAAUCGAGCUCGCGGGAAACUCCUCCGAGUCCUGGGCAGCGUUCGGUGGGAUUACAGCCACCGUUACCACCGCCACCGCCGCAGUUGGCCAUCGCCGUUGGACAGGAUCCAAUCUCCAGCACGAUCGUGGUGACCAGCACUUCGGCGCCGAUGACGUUGGUCAAUCCGGCGACGUGUUUGGUGAUCAGCUCGUCGGAGAUGGCAAAGGUGUCUUCUAGCAGCUUUGAUCGGGCGGAUGGAGCGCAACGCAGUAGUGGGAGUUCCAGGCUAGAGCAGCAAUGUGCCGGUUCGGAUGCCAGCUCGACGACCUCCUCGAAGACGUUCGUGGCCUGCAAGGUGUGCGGCGACAAAGCCUCCGGCUAUCAUUACGGCGUGACAUCGUGCGAGGGCUGCAAAGGAUUCUUCCGCCGGAGCAUCCAGAAGCAGAUCGAGUACCGCUGCCUGCGGGAUGGCAAGUGUCUGGUGAUACGACUGAACCGAAACCGGUGCCAGUACUGUCGCUUCAAGAAGUGUCUCGCCGUAGGAAUGAGCCGGGAUUCUGUUCGCUAUGGACGCGUUCCGAAGAAAUCUCGCGAAGCCGGAAACUGCACGGAAGAUAUGAACGUUUGUGUAAACUCGACCACACCGACUCAGGUGUCGCAGUUGAGCAGCUGCGGCGGGACACCCACGCCGACAGUACCAGUGAUCAGUGCCAGCAAUAAUAUUAAUAAUAAUAAUAACGAUAAUUUAACUAAUAAUAAUAAUAACAACAACAAUAGUGUCAAUAAUAACAACAGUUCCGGGCUGGGCGCCGGAAUCGGAGCCAUGACCAACUGUGCGGAGAUCAGUACAUCGACGGCGGUCGUAACAACCAUCCUGCCCGAUUCGAUGAGCUUCAGUCCACCGGAACUGUCCAUCUACGAUAUCAUUCACUGUGUAGCGCAAGCACAUCGAGGCCAUUCCACGUACACCACCGAGCUGGUCAAAGAGCAGACCCGGAUAUCGCUCGUCAACUACAGCGAGAAGAAUAAUCUCAUCAUGCAAUCACUGGACACAGUCGAGGACCAACGGAUAUGGCUGUGGCAGCAGUACGCCAUGCGGAUGACUCCCUCGGUGCAGCGGGUCGUCGAGUUUGCCAAGCGCGUUCCCGGCUUCGCAGAGUUCCUCCAGGACGACCAACUGAUCCUGAUCAAGCUGGGUUUCUUCGAAGUGUGGCUCAGCCACGUAGCUCGGGCGACCAACGAUUCGGCGCUCACCUUCGACGACGGGGUGUACAUCACCCGGCAGCAACUGGAAGUGAUAUACGAUUUGGAUUACGCGAAUGCAUUGUUCAGUUUUACCAGCGGUUUGAACAACUGCUGUUUGAGUGACACCGAGAUUGGGCUGUACUCGGCACUGAUUCUGAUGACCGAUCGACCGGGACUGACCGAGACCAAGAUGGUCCUGAAGACGAGGGAGUGCAUUGCGGAAGCGCUAAGGGUGCAGAUCACGCGGACCAGGUCCAACGGAGUCAGCGCGCUGCAGAUAAUGCCGGCACUAGAGGCUAAGAUUCACGAGCUGCGGACGCUCGGGGAGAAACACUUCGCACACCUGGAAUGGUUCCGGCAGAAUUGGAGUACCAUCCGAUUGCCACCGUUGUUUGCGGAAAUUUUCGACAUUCCUAAAUGCGAGGAGGAUUUGCAGUAGGUAAGAUAAUGGAAGACAGGGUAGAGACAGAGGGGAUUUGAACUUCCUUCUCAAACGUUGGCCAAUAGUUGUUUAAGGAAAAAACCUGUAACUGAUAUUUCAAUUAAGGAUCAUACCUAUAUCGAACGAAAGCAAGACUUGCCAAAUCUAUAUCAAUGUGAGUGUUGACUUGUAGCGAAAAUUC
Molecule: messenger RNA, 3033 nt
Organism: Aedes albopictus (Asian tiger mosquito)
Lineage: Eukaryota; Metazoa; Arthropoda; Insecta; Diptera; Culicidae
Gene: Eip78C
Product: ecdysone-induced protein 78C
Exons: 5
Coding region: 1008-2849 (613 amino acids)
Biological process (GO): regulation of DNA-templated transcription
Molecular function (GO): nuclear receptor activity; zinc ion binding; sequence-specific DNA binding
Source: RefSeq, a predicted model, not a curated record